GUUUAAAUGGGCCAAGUUGGAGAAGCGGCGGCGGAGAGCGCAGAUCUUGUUUGGUCUGGGUCUAACUAAAGCGUGACUUUACCGGAGUGCACAGGGUUAACAGAGCGGGGGAACGGAGCGGGGGAACGUCCCGUUAACUCUACACUCUCUCCUGCACUCUGAUACUUUAUUAUAACCGGCUGGAGAGGAACCGCGCUGCUGUUCUGGGUUGGUUUUGUCAAAAAUAAGAACUUUUUCUUAAGAAAAUUUUAUUAUUCAUUACUUUUUUUGGAUUGGUCGGCAGCAUGUGUGUUUUUGCAAGAGUGUGAACCCAGCAGGGGGGCUGGCUGCGUUACGCGCGGGCUGGACCACCACCACCUGCUGCUUGUUGUGGUACUUCUAAUGAUGAGGAUGUUGGUGAUGAUGAGGAGGAGGAGUAGCUAAGAGAAGUUCUGGAGCAGCUGUGGAUGAAAGUUGUCUGCCAGCCAUCCAUUCAUCCAGGGCGCGCGCGGAGAUCACCAGCCGGCAGCGUAUAGUAAGUACACAGUGUGGAUAAGAUAAGAGCGGAGUAUACGAGCACGGAGCACAGAGCACGCGAGAGGGAUCCAUCCAAUGAACCUCCAGCAAUGUCCGCGCCGCCUCUGCUCGUGCCGCUGUUGUGGACGGGAUGGCCGGUACUAGCCCCAACUCGGAGGGCGCUGCUCCCGCCGUUGCGCCCACUGCACCUCUGAGCCCGAGCGCCGCCGCCGCCGCGACCACCAGCACCGACGACACUGACUCCGACAGCAUCGACAGCAACAUCAGCUCUACCACCACCUAUUCCACCACUACCACCGACGAGGGACACUGGGACAGCAUGCCCGCCGUGAAGAGGGAGCGCGCCGACGGAGACGACAUGGCCCUGGCCGCCUUCCACCGGCAGUCUGUCUACGCUGCGCCCCCAACCGCCGCCGCGCUGCCGGUGGUCACCCCGCACCCGCCGCCCUAUGACCGCGUCCUGGCGCCUCGCACCUACUUAGGACUGCACGACGCCACCGCCGCCGCUGCUGCCGCCGCUCACGCCGUGGCCGCAGCACACGCCGCCGCGGCAGCCGCCUCGCUGCACCGCCCGCCGCACGCCGACGACCUCAUGCUGGAGAGGUUCUCGUCGGUGCCGGACUUCCAGCCCUUCUUCGACAGCGGCGAGCCGUGCAUCGAGGUGGAGUGCGGCGAGAACAAGGCGCUGCUGUAUAUCAGCAAACUGUGCCAGGGCAGCAAGGGACCCUCCAUCAAGUACCGGGGCGAGUGGCUCACCCCCAACGAGUUCCAGUUCGUCAGCGGCAGGGAGACAGCCAAGGACUGGAAGAGGAGCAUCCGGCACAAAGGGAAAAGUCUGAAGACACUUAUGUCUAAAGGAAUCUUACAGGUGCAUCCUCCGAUCUGCGACUGCCCUGGGUGUCGAAUUUCAUCUCCUGUGAACCGUGGGCGUUUGGCGGAGAAGCGCACCAUCCCGUUGCCUCCAACCCGUGUGCCCAAGAAGGAGCUGGCCUCUGUUUUCAGCAGCGACGACAGCGAGGGAAGCGAGAGGGUCAACGGUGACCAUGCUGACAUUAAGCAAGAAGAGGAUCUCCACUACACGAUGAUGAGAAGGAGUAGUCGUGACAGUGACCUCUCAACGAUCAUCUCAAACCUGCACCACACCCGACAGCACGGCAUGCCUGAGGGCCAGCCCUGCUCUGACAUCACCCUCGCCUCCGCACACUCAGAUGACAUUCUAGGCAAGAAGAGAGCAUACUCCCCCAACAGCAGCAGCGAGUGCCCCUCCGACAGCAAGAAGCCCCGCAGCGCCUCCCCCAAAGAAAACUCUCACACUCCUACACUGGAGCCAGGCAUUCACAUGACCCCCGAAGAACACUACAGGCGCAUGAUGUCAGCGCUGAACGAACACGGCUCUUACGAAGAGCAGCAGCAGCGCCUCUACCAGCUCGCCAGCAACAUGGGCGUCCCAACCCACGAGUUGCUGCGUGUGCGUCAGGAGGCCUUGAAUGCUGUGAGGAACCCAGCAGCCAUGGAGGCCCACCUGCCGUCAGCAGGCAGCUCAUCCAGCCAGCGGCGGAAACAAGGCCUGCCCCAACACAGAGACGCUCACUUCACAGAGAGGGAGAUGUCCCACCCUCCGCCAUUGUUGUCCCCUCAGAACGCUCCUCAUAUCGCCCUGGGACCUCAUCUACGACCCCCCUUCCUGGGAAUGCCCUCUGCACUCUGCCAGACACCAGCAUAUGGUUUCCUGCAGCCAGCCCAGGCUGAGAUGUUCGCGCGUCAGCAGGAGAUGCUUCGCAAACAGAACCUCGCCAGGUUGGAGAUGUCCGCAGAGCUGCUGAGACAGAAAGAACUAGAAAAUCUGCACCGGCAGCGCCUGCUAACCGACCCGCUGGGGCUCCACCCAGGCCUUCCCGCUGAGCACCCGGCCCUGCGCAGCCUGCAGGACAUCCCCGAGGGCCACCCGCUGCGGGAGGAGAUCAACCGCCGCAACGCCAUGUUAGUCUUGCGUCACAACAACACGCCGCUGCUGUCGCUUAACCACCAGGGGGCGGCAGCAAGCACCUCCUUUAAGGAGUCCAGCAGCCGCAAGAGCUCGAGGAAAGGGGGUCCACUACAGGGAGACCAGGGGGGCGGGCCGUCCGAGGUCAAGGAGUCACAGGGGGAAAUGAGGACGCGGGACGGGGAGGUGGAGGGACAGGACGAAGACAUGAAAGACUCGGACAGUGACACGGAGGCUGGGGACGACCGGCCGGAGGGGACGUCUAAAGCUGACGGACACGGGCUCAACUCGGAGGCGUGCCAAGGCAAGGACGGGGGCAAGCACGGAGAGGGGCUGAAGGAACUCGGGGAGGGGUCGGGCAGACUCAGCGUCCCCUGCAGCUCCGCUGGACCAGAUUCACCCAGCCACCAUCUCUUCACACCAGGACUGAGCAAGAGCGAAGCCAAGUAUCUUCCACCAGGGGCGCUGCCGCCUUUACCCACGCUGCCGGGCCAGGCCCUGCCCUUCGGCUUCCCCUACACCAACCCCUACUUUCACACAGGCGCCAUGGGAGGUCUGUUUGUGGACGGCGACGAGGCGGCGGCGGUAGCGGCAGAGGACAUCAGCAAGUGGAGUGUGGAGGAGGUGUGCAGCUUCAUCAGCAGCCUGGCAGGCUGUGGAGAGUACACCCAGGUGUUUCGAGAGCAGGCUAUCGACGGCGAGACACUGCCGCUCCUGACUGAAGAGCACCUGCUCAACAACAUGGGGCUGAAACUGGGCCCUGCACUCAAGAUCCGCUCUCAGGUGGCCCGGCGCAUUGGCAGAAUAUUCUACAUGACCAGCUUCCCGCUGGCCCUCCCGCUGCCGCCAUCUGCUCUGCGCCCCCCGGACAGGGACCCCCUGCCCGCAGAGACCCGGCCGCCCUCCGCCGGCAGCACCUCCUCCCCCUUCAGCGCGCCUCCGGCCUGCCGCGCCUCCCCCAAGCAGGAGAACGGAAAUCCACCCCCGGCGGGGUCUUACGACUCCACUAAAGCUCUCUCGUAGAGGCGGCCAUUAAAGCACUGACUGCUUGCUUCCCCCGUAUGGGCUGGGGGCGUGGAGCAGCACUACGGGAAGGAGCACUAUGGAGGAAGACGGGGAGGAUUGGAGGAGGGGGUCUCUUUGAACUGUUGUUUGUUUUCUUCCUCUCAACCUCCCAGCCCGCCUCCCCUCCUCCGUCCCCUCACCAAAUUUAAAAAAGUUAAAAGCAAACUUGAGGAGGACCUUCAUACUGAGGCACUUAUCAGUUUAGGGGAAAAGUAAAACGUGGAAAAGACUGCAUAGACUGACAAUAAGAAACAAUGCAAGCUUGAACACCCAGCUCCACCCAGCUCCACCCAGCUCUACACAGCGCAGCGGCCGCGAAACAAGCCCAAUCCAAAGAUGAUCCAACAGGGGACUGAGGAUGAGUGUGAGAGAGGAAAGAAGGGAGGGAGAGAGGAAGGGAGGAAGCAGGAUCAUAAGCAGACAGUGGUGCUCGGACCCCUUUCGCCAGAAAGAAAGAAUUCUUUUGUGGCAGAAGGAGACAGACAGCGGCGGGAUGAACUCUCCAUGGUACCCGACCCCUUUCAGAACACAGAACUCCAAGAGACCAUUUAUUUUCCUGUUUUCUCUCCUCUCUUCCUCUCCUCAGCUUCCAGCCAUUUCCAAACUGGAAUCCUCUGGAGCCGGUUUUGGUUCGGAGAAACUGACUCUCCGAGAGAAAGGAGUGAAUACAAAUGCAGAAAGGAACUCAUUUGCUCUCUUCAUCAGCGCAACUAUGCAUUCCACGGUCCAAUACCAAAGAUGAAUGGACGUGUGGAAUAUCAGCCGAUACCUAGCAUUGGUUCUCGCACCGUUCCCCUCAGCUCACCUUACCUGUGGCGAAUAGGCAAGGUGCAGGCGGGGUAAAGGAGCAGGCGAGACGUGGCCUCAGCCGUAGAGAAGAGAUGUAGAGCACUUAACACUCUCGCAGCCAAAAGCCAUCAUCCAAAGCAACAGCCAGAAGAUAAAUAAGAAGUAAAAAAGAUAUAAGAAAAAAUAAACUUUUGAGGUUUCCUCAGAUCUUUUGCUCUGCAAAGGUUCAGAUGUUGAGGGUAUCUGAUCUCUAAAUGGAAUCAAGGUCAUUCAAAGUUCACAUUUAUUACUUUGGGAGAGAGCGUUACGCUGAAUUGUACAAAAGAAAAACACGCUUUAGAGGAGAAUAUAGUGAAGGUUACAUAAGUGGUACUUUUUGUUAAGUGUUGCACGCAUUUUUUAAAUACCGAACAAAAAUGUGACUGGCUGACUUGGUGGCACUUUUGUUCACAUAUUUUAAUAUUAUUAUUAUUAAUAUUUUUUUUUUGGUUGGUUUGUUUGCUAUGUAUCUCAGUCAAAUUAUUGAAGAGUCCCAUUUUCAGAUGCUACUUAAGCAUAUAAAUACGAGGGGAAAUAAAAUAUUUAUAGGAUUUUUUUUUUUUUUGUCGUAGCUGGAUUGACGAAAUACCAUGUAUAAAAUAAAUCGUCCUCUAAAUGGAUCCCAAAGAAUAAUACUUUUUUUCUUUGUCUUUGUUGCAGGGAAAAUUAAAGGCACAAAGCUCUUUAUGCAAAUGUUUGAAAUUGUUUUUCUUUUUCUGUUUUGUUUUUUUAAACAUAAGCGUUGAAUUAAAAAACAAAAACGGUCUCUAGAUUUUCAGUCAAUGUUUUGUCUUUAUCCUAUUUUUCUAUUCACCGCUGGGUGAAAUAAAUCCUAUGGAAAUCUUCCAAAUGAUUUUCCCUCUA
Astyanax mexicanus (Mexican tetra) is the source of this 5257-nucleotide messenger RNA. RefSeq names its product sterile alpha motif domain containing 11 (gene samd11). Gene Ontology annotation, molecular function: RNA polymerase II cis-regulatory region sequence-specific DNA binding; protein binding; DNA-binding transcription activator activity, RNA polymerase II-specific. The transcript has 13 exons. Gene Ontology annotation, biological process: positive regulation of transcription by RNA polymerase II. The record is from RefSeq and is a predicted model, not a curated record. Bases 647 to 3523 code for a protein of 958 amino acids. Lineage: Eukaryota; Metazoa; Chordata; Actinopteri; Characiformes; Acestrorhamphidae.